Rotaria sordida is the source of this 2946-nucleotide messenger RNA. The record is from the annotation of a GenBank genome assembly. Lineage: Eukaryota; Metazoa; Rotifera; Eurotatoria; Philodinida; Philodinidae.
AUGGGUUGCAGUGCAUCAGUAACAACAGAUAAAUCUGUUGUAAAUUCUACUAUUCCUGCUAAUUCACCUGUACAUCCUCACCAUUCUCAAGACUCCAUCAUGAAUGGUGAAAAAGGUCAGCAACGUGUACAAGAGCAAGAUCUUGUACAAAAUUUUCUUCUAGUUUGGCUCGAUAGUAAACUGGACGAGUCAAAUGAAGAUUUUCGCAAUUCAAUUAAGCAAUUGCAACUAACAGUCGAUGGCAUUGAGAAAUUUCGUGAUGUCGAUGAAUGCCUUAAAUAUAUUUCAAGUUUCAAAAAUCAAAAAGCUUUUCUUAUUGUAUCCGGAGCUCUUACUGAAAAUGUGGUACCGCGUGUUCACGGCAUGUCUCAAAUUCAUGCAGUUUAUAUAUUUUGUCGCAAAAAAUCAAAAUACGAACAAUGGGAAACGAAAGAAUGGCCGAAAGUAAGAGGUAUUUUCACGGAAAUUGACUCGAUUUGCGCUUCCGUUCAGCAAUCAGCUCGAGAAUGCGAUGAUGAUACUGUUGGAAUUACUGGUGAAUUAGAAUCAUCAUUUAUGUAUACAACAUUUUUCAAAGAAAUUGUACUUGAAAUUGAUUUUGACGAAAAGAAAACAAUUCCAGAACUUGCUGAUUAUGCUUGUCAACAAAAGGUGUAUGCUAAUAACAAAAAAGAACUAGAACUCAUCAACGAAUUCGCCCAAAAAUAUCACGGUAACAUCAACAACAAUCCUGUUCGAUGGUAUACUGCCGAAUGUUUCACAUACAAAAUGCUCAACAAAGCACUAGGUAAUCUAGACGUUAAUACUUUGCUCAAAACAGGUUUCUUCAUGCGUGAUCUUCAUCAAAAUAUUCAACAACUUCACGACGAACAAUUGAAUGGCAAGGAUAAACCAUUUCCAAGUAUAGUUUACCGUGGUCAAACUAUGACACAACAAGACUUCGAAAUCAAAAUUCAACAAGACAAGCUCAUGUCUUAUAAUAACUUCUUAUCAACAAGUGAAGAAAGAUAUGUUGCCGCUGAUUUCAUUCGCAGAAAACUUCGAAGUGACAACACUAAAAUUGGUGUACUCUUUAUCAUUACAAUUGAUCCAUCAAUAAAAUCGGUUCCAUAUGCUCGCAUCGCUAAAUUCAGCAAAUUUCCAGACGAAAAAGAAAUUCUCCUUUCAACGCACACUAUAUUUCGGAUUCAACAAAUCAAAGAAAUCCAAGAGAAAGAAAUGAAGAUAUGGCAAGUCAAACUUACACUUACUAGUGACGGUGUCGAUGAACAGUUGAGUGCGCUUACAAAACAAAUACGGAUGGAGAUCACUGGUACUGAUUGGCAACGAAUGGGUUUAUUGUUAUGGAAAAUGGGUGAGAAUGAUAAAGCAGAACAAGUUUUUACGAUGUUACUCGAACAAGCACCCGAUGAUGACAAUAAUAAAGCAUAUUGUUAUCACCACCUUGGGCUCAUGAAAGAAAACCAAAAACCAUAUAAUGUAGCCAUCGACUUUUACGAAAAAUCACUCGCUAUCUUAGAAAAAACUCUCCCUCCGAAUCAUCUCAAAUUGGCUACUUCCUACAACAACAUCGGUGCAACGUAUAACAAUAUGGGUGACUACUCGAAAGCACUUGAAUUUUACGAAAAAGCCCUUAAAAUAGGAGAAAAAGCUCUGCCUUCGAAUCAUCCCGAUUUGGCUCUAUCCUACAACAACGUCGCUACAGCGUAUCACAACAUGCGUGACUACUCGAAAGCACUUGAAUUUUAUGAAAAAUCACUUAAAAUAAGAGAAAAAGAUCUGCCUCCGAAUCAUCCCGAUUUGGCUAUUUCCUACAACGACAUCGGUUCGCUGUAUCAGCACAUGGGUGACUACUCGAAAUCACUUGAAUUUCGCGAAAAAUCACUUAAAAUAAGAGAAAAAGCUCUGCCUUCGAAUCAUCCCUUAUUGGCGACUUCCUACAACGACAUCGGUUCGGUGUAUCGCGACAUGGGUGACCGCUCGGAAUCACUUGAAUUUUACGAAAAAGAACUUAAAAUAAGAGAAAAAGCUCUUAAAAUAAGAGAAAAAGCUCUGCCUCCGAAUCAUCCCGAUUUGGCUAUUUCCUACAACGACAUCGGUUCGGUGUAUCGCGACAUGGGUGACCGCUCGAAAUCACUUGAAUUUUACGAAAAAGAACUUAAAAUAAGAGAAAAAACUCUUAAAAUAAGAGAAAAAGCUCUGCCUCCGAAUCAUCCCGAUUUGGCUAUUUCCUACAACGACAUCGCUUUGGUGUAUACCAACAUGGAUGACUACUCGAAAGCACUUGAAUUUUACGAAAAAGAACUUAAAAUAAGAGAAAAAGCUCUGCCUCCGAAUCAUCCCGAUUUGGCUAUUUCCUACAACGACAUCGCUUUGGUGUAUACCAACAUGGGUGACUACUCGAAAUCACUUGAAUUUUACGAAAAACUACUUAAAAUAAGAGAAAAAGUUCUGCCUCCGAAUCAUCCCGAUUUGGCUACUUCCUACAACAACAUCGGUGCAGUGUAUUACGACAUGGGUGACUACUCAAAAGCAGUUGAAUUUUACGAAAAAGAACAUCAAAUCUAUGAAAAAACUCUGUCUCCGAAUCAUCCCGAUUUGGCUAUGUCCUACAACAACAUCGCCGGAGUGUAUGAUGACAUGGGUGACUACUCGAAAGCACUUGAAUUUUACGAAAAACUACUUAAAAUAAGAGAAAAAGCUCUGCCUCCGAAUCAUCCCGACUUGGCUAAUUCCUACAACAACAUCGGUAUGGUGUAUUCUCACAUGGGCGAGUACUCGAAAGCACUUUCAUCCUAUGAACGAUCACUUGAAAUCCGAAAAAUAGCUCUCCCUCCGAAUCAUCCCGACUUGGCUGUUUCCUACAACAAGAUCGGAGGGGUGUAUUGUGACAUGGACGAGUACUCGAAAGCACUUCAGUAUUACGAAAAAGCCAAAGAAAUCUAG